Molecule: messenger RNA, 3237 nt
Organism: Cordyceps militaris CM01
Lineage: Eukaryota; Fungi; Ascomycota; Sordariomycetes; Hypocreales; Cordycipitaceae
Product: ABC transporter (Adp1)
Exons: 4
Coding region: 1-3237 (1078 amino acids)
Cellular component (GO): membrane
Molecular function (GO): ABC-type transporter activity; ATP binding; ATP hydrolysis activity
Source: RefSeq, a predicted model, not a curated record
AUGAAAUCCCUCAGGAGGAUGCUGUUCGGGGUCGUCGCCGCCUUGCCUGCGCUCGUCGUAGCGGCGCACAACGCCUCCUACCCGACCGCCGACAUGUUGAGGGCCCAGCUGGCUCUCAUGGGCGACAGUAAUCGUCCGGACGGCUGCCCGCCAUGCUUCAACUGUCUCCUCCCUGCCCAUAGCUGCGCUCAGUACGCUGGCUGCAACGAAUUCAACGGCAUCUGCGAUUGCCCCGCUGGAUUUGGUGGCGAUGACUGCCUCAAGCCUCUUUGUGGCUCUCUGGCCCGCGGCCGCGACCGACCUAUGCGAUCUGGCGACAGUUGCGACUGUGACGAGGGCUGGGGCGGUGUCAACUGCAAUGUCUGCACUCAAGAUUCCGCCUGCAAUGCGUUUAUGCCCGACGAGACUGGCGGCGUUUGCUAUCGCAGCGGUGAACUGGUCCGCACUAACCAUCAAAUAUGCAAUGUCGUCAACAAGAUGAUUGUCAAUUUGCUCGGCGAUCAGAUCCCAGAGGUCACCUUUACCUGCGACAAGGAUUCAGAAAACUGUGACUUUCAAUUCUGGGUUGACCAGGUCGAGUCUUUCUACUGCCACCUCACCGAGUGCGAGUCGAGCGCAUCAUUUGGCGAUAGAACUAACGGCACUGCGUAUAAUUGCAACAAGAUUGAAUGCGCCUGCAUCCCCGACCGCAUGAUGUGUGGCAAGGACGGCUCCAUGGAUCUGACCGACUUUCUGGACCAAGCCAUCAAGGGCCCCGCAUCAUUUGAAUGCGACAACAAAAACGACACCUUCCACAGCUGCGCCUUUAAAGAGCCCCAGAUGGACCAGCUAAUGACCGAUCUUCUGGGUGACUCUAGCAUCCUGCUUACCUGCGGCGCGGGUGAGUGUAUGCACGAGACUGAAGUGCCUGGCUACCGACGCCCUGUCAAACAAAUCAACACCCCCCUCAUCGCCAGCAUCAUCGCAGCCUGCGCCCUCUUUGUUGUUGCUGUCAUUGUCGUGACAUGGUAUCUGGCUCGUCGCAGACUGCAGUAUGGCGCCAUCCAUCUUGACGACUCCGAUGACGAGAGCACCAAGCUCAUGGCCAACCACAAGCCCGCGUCACUUCAAUUCCAGAAUGUGUCUUAUUCUCUCAACGGCAAGCAAAUUCUCACUGGAAUCCAGGGCAUCUGUCAUCCUGGCGAAGCUACUGCCAUCAUGGGGGCUUCUGGCGCCGGAAAGACUACUUUUCUCGACAUUCUGGCCCGCAAGAACAAACGCGGCCAAGUCUCUGGCGAUUUCUACGUCAACGGCGAAAGAGUCCUAGAUAACGACUACAAAAAUGUCAUUGGCUUCGUUGAUCAAGAAGACACAAUGCUCCCAACUUUGACUGUUCAUGAGACCAUUCUGAACAGUGCUUUAUUGAGAUUGCCUCGUGACAUGACCCGGGCCAGCAAGGAGCAGCGCGUUUUUGAAGUGGAAAAGGAACUUGGCAUCUACCACAUUCGAGACUCACUCAUCGGAUCCGAGGAAGGCAAGGGCCGUGGCAUCUCUGGCGGCGAAAAACGCCGUGUUGGCAUCGCCUGCGAGCUGGUCACCAGCCCGUCUAUUCUCUUUCUAGAUGAACCUACAAGUGGCUUGGACGCUUACAACGCUUACAACGUCGUCGAGUGCCUCGUCACAUUGGCCAAAAAUUACCAGCGAACCAUCAUCUUUACGAUUCACCAGCCACGCUCCAACAUUGUCGCCUUAUUUGACCGAUUAGUCCUUCUUGCCAAGGGCAAGACUGUCUAUUCUGGCAAAUUUGCGGAUUGUCAAUCGUACUUUGAUAGCAUUGGCUAUGAGUGCCCGCCUGGUUUCAACAUUGCAGAUUACCUUGUCGAUCUUACCAUGCACGCCAGCCGCGCUGAGCCUUUCGAUGACGGCACUGUUGGUGCCGACUCUGCGAGCGUCGGGCCAAGCAGCACGAGAGCUGUCAAGUCAAUCGCUAGUGUAUCCGGCGCCAGCCUCGGAGACGAGCCAUCCGAAAGCUCAUCCUCUCGCCCGAGAGCCAAGCGUUCUGACUCCAUCCGUACUCGACAGGAGCGUGAGCUGUUUACUCGCAGACGCACUGCGGAAACAGCUGCGUCGUCUGAUGCUGGUGGUGAGGAGAUCGGGGCUUACAAGCUUCAGAAACACACAGAACCAGCGCUCGGACACCUUCCCGAGGACCACCACGACCUGCCCCCUGAAGCAUCAUCUGAAACCGAUGUUGAUCUCCUGUACAGAGCAUUUGCACAGAGCCAGAUUGCGGCUGACAUUCGUGACGAGAUUCAACAUUCUAUCGAAACCGCACAAGAUGCCAACGGAUCAAAUGCCAAUGGCUAUUCUGUCGAUGGCCCGAACAUCAAUGUCAGCGCAGUCGGCAAGGGUUACCAUCGCAUCAGUUACCCUCGCCAGUUCAUCAUUCUCUCGCAACGAACCUUCAAGAACCUGUACAGAAACCCAAUGCUGAUGUUGACCCACUACGCCAUUGCCAUUGUCCUUGCCGUGUUUGCUGGAUUCCUCUUUUAUGGCCUCACCGACGAUAUUCCCGGCUUCCAGAACAGACUCGGACUCUUCUUCUUCCUCCUAGCACUGUAUGGAUUCAGCACGCUCACGAGUCUGACUGUGUUUGCGAAUGAGCGACUGCUUUUCGUACGUGAACGAGCCAAUGGCUACUACUCACCAGCCACUUACUUUGCAGCCAAGGUGCUUUUCGAUAUUGUGCCGCUUCGAAUCAUCCCGCCUAUUCUGAUGGGCUCCAUCCUGUAUCCCAUGACUGGUCUCGUUCCCGACUUCCCCCACUUCAUCAAAUUCAUCAUCGUACUGGUGCUCUUCAACCUCGCGGCCGCCGCCAUUUGCUUGUUCAUCGGUAUCAUCUUCAAGGACGGCGGCGUGGCCAACCUCAUUGGCAGCUUGGUUAUGCUGUUCAGUCUCUUGUUUGCCGGGUUCUUGCUCAAUCGCGAGAAGAUCCCGGCUAGUGCCGCUUGGCUGCAGAAUAUCUCAAUAUUCCACUACGGGUUCGAAGCGCUCAUCGUCAAUGAAGUUCUCGAGCUUACUCUUGUUGACGAAAAGGUUGGCAUCCCCAUCAAGGUGCCCGGCGCUACCAUUCUCAGCACGUUUGGUUUCCAGAACGGUGCGCUGUGGUAUGAUAUCCGCAACCUGGGUUUGUUUGCCGCCACAUUCAUUGUCCUGGCUUACGUCGCCAUGCAUAUUCUUCUUGUUGAGCGCAGAUAG